Molecule: messenger RNA, 111 nt
Organism: Fusarium graminearum PH-1
Lineage: Eukaryota; Fungi; Ascomycota; Sordariomycetes; Hypocreales; Nectriaceae
Exons: 2
Coding region: 1-111 (36 amino acids)
Molecular function (GO): metal ion binding
Source: RefSeq, a predicted model, not a curated record
AUGGCUGGCGACUGUGGCUGCUCUGGUGCCUCUUCUUGCAACUGCGGCUCUAGCUGCCCAAGCUUGGGUCAAGAUACAUCCUUUGACGACGAAUCACGGACGGAGUUAUGA